Molecule: messenger RNA, 894 nt
Organism: Rangifer tarandus platyrhynchus (Svalbard reindeer)
Lineage: Eukaryota; Metazoa; Chordata; Mammalia; Artiodactyla; Cervidae
Source: the annotation of a GenBank genome assembly
AUGGGGACCACCCUGGACAUUAAGAUUAAAAGAGCGAAUAAGGUUUAUCACGCUGGGGAAAUGCUCUCCGGGGUGGUGGUCAUAUCUGGGAAGGACUCGGUCCAGCACCAGGGCCUCUCCCUGACGGUGGAAGGAACGGUGAACCUGCAGCUCAGCGCCAAGAGUGUGGGGGUGUUCGAAGCCUUCUAUAAUUCCGUGAAGCCCAUCCAGGUCAUCAACAGCACCAUCGAAAUGGUGAAGCCAGGAAAAUUUCCCGGCGGCAAAACAGAAAUUCCUUUCGAGUUUCCGCUGCACGUGAAGAGUAACAGAGUUCUGUACGAGACAUACCAUGGCGUGUUCGUCAACAUCCAGUACACCCUGCGCUGUGACAUGCGGCGGUCCCUGCUGGCCAAGGACUUGACCAAGACCUGCGAGUUCAUCGUCCACUCCGCCCCUCAGAAGGGGAAAUGGACUCCGAGCCCCGUGGACUUCACGAUCACACCUGACACGUUACAGAACGUCAAAGAGAGGGCCUUGCUCCCAAAAUUUCUCAUCAGAGGACAUCUCAACUCAACCAACUGUGUGAUCACACAGCCACUGACGGGAGAGCUGGUGGUGGAGAGCUCGGAGGCUGCCAUCAAAAGCAUCGAACUGCAGCUGGUGCGUGUGGAGACGUGCGGCUGUGCAGAAGGGUAUGCCCGCGAUGCCACAGAGAUUCAGAACAUUCAGAUUGCCGAUGGGGACGUGUGUCGGGGCCUCUCCAUCCCCAUCUACAUGGUCUUCCCCCGGCUGUUCACCUGCCCGACGCUGGAGACCACCAACUUCAAAGUGGAGUUUGAGGUGAACAUCGUGGUGCUGCUUCACCCCGACCACCUCAUCACAGAGAACUUCCCCCUGAAGCUCUGCAGGAUGUAG